GCUGGGCGAUGUGACGAUGUCUGUGUGGCUGCAGAUCGCUGAAUCAUGCGCGGAAUCGCCUCCGCCACCACUGUGGUUACUCUUGAAGAGAGCUUCAUGAAUGUGACAAUGACCUCACAGAUAUGUCCUGUUGCAUCGUUUUGACUGCUGAUGCUAGAUGGCCUGCGUUGAAAAUCCGGGACUGGGCCAAUCAACAGCGGUGUAUUUCCAGUGCUGAAGAGGAGACCUAUCUGACUUGCUUGAAUCUGUUGCUUAUCUCGCACGGUCGCUCAUUUUCUUAUUCUCGUUUAUUCUAUUUCUUAGGCCUGUUUUUCGUGGCCGUAGUUGAGAUGCCAACUAUUCCUGUGCUGUCGCUAUGUAUAACCAUAUAUAUCCUCACGCACAAGGAGCACUAUAACAAAUCUCCCAAAAAGUAUUUGACCGUUCAACCCUACAAACAUAUUACUAUUUGACCGUCCCCCUCAUCCCAUUAAACCUUCUAUUAAUAUGUAAA
Molecule: messenger RNA, 493 nt
Organism: Aspergillus versicolor CBS 583.65
Lineage: Eukaryota; Fungi; Ascomycota; Eurotiomycetes; Eurotiales; Aspergillaceae
Exons: 1
Coding region: 123-452 (109 amino acids)
Source: RefSeq, a predicted model, not a curated record